Messenger RNA from Serendipita indica DSM 11827, 1398 nucleotides. The record is from the annotation of a GenBank genome assembly. NCBI's taxonomy places the organism in Eukaryota, Fungi, Basidiomycota, Agaricomycetes, Sebacinales, Serendipitaceae.
AUGGCCGUUGAGUCUCAUGAGUCAGCAGCUGUAUCUGCAUUCGAAGAGGUUUCUUACGAGAAUCAUCCAAUUCUACGGGUACCAGAUGACAUUUUGUGUCUCAUUUUUGAGCAACUCUGCCCCGGAUCCAGUCAUCAUCGCAACAAACUCGCCUAUGACCUCGGAUGUGUGAAUAAGAGGUGGAGAGACGUUUCGAGGCGCACACCCAACAUAUGGCGCUGCCUGGACAUUGACAUAUCAUACAGUGUCUCGGUUCUUGCCGCCCAGUAUAGAUAUAUAACGUCGGUCCGCCCAGAUCCAGACAAUAUCCGCAUCUAUCGUAGUAGAGGGGACGAUUUCGCUUGGAAUCACCUUCGCGAAAUCUUUCGCGAGUGUCGCAUCUCUCAGCUGAAAGUCAUUGAACAUCUCAGCAUCUACAUCUACAAGCCAUAUCUCGCGAAUACACUACUGGAAAAUCUGCCUUUCUUGGAGGGACCACGUAUUCGCGAGCUUUAUCUCUCCACCCAGUCUAAGCGCGAAGAGUCGGACCAGCGCGCGCCAUGGGAUGCUGCACGUAGCGCGAUUCUUAUUCCAGGUGCAGAGAAGCUGUAUCUCUCGCAUCAAUUCGACGUCCAGUUCUUUUCUUCGCACUCUCCGCCAGUCUCCUCUAUCACGUUCCUCGACGUCUACGACUGCAAAGAUGUUCAGUUCCUUCCUGGACUCGCCAUGUUCACCAAUCUCAAGAAGCUCAGGGUGCGAUGGGUCGAAUGUCCUUCACCACCAGCCGCAUCAGACCGCUCGAUGAUCAACCUUCCAUCCUUAGAGCUACUACAUAUCGCUCGCUCGCCCAAUUUCCCCUGGGACCAUCUCUCCUGCCCAUCCCUCCGACGCAUCCUUGGCGACGAAGAUGUGUCGUUGCCAAUGAUUCGCUUCCUUGGCCGACAUCCCGAAAUCCUCGAGCUCGACGUUUGUGUCGAUCCCAUUCUAUUCGAACCGUUUAAUUUGUCCUGUCCCCAGCUCGAAGUCCUCGAUCUCCGCGGUCAUCUCGAAGGACUGGUCGGCUGGCACAAAAACGAUCUCAGCGAAUGGGACAAGAACGACCUGGGAGGGGGCACAAUGCUAUUUCCAAAGCUCAAGAAACUAAUUCUCGAUCGCGUAGACGAAGAGUUGAGUAUAGAACUACUCGACGCCAUUCUCGCCGCUUGGUUUUACCCACAAAGCCCAACUUCAGAGAGGACACCCAUUCACUAUCGGGAUAGGCCUAUUGAAUGUCUUGGUAUCCUUGGAGAGACAAAGGAUCUACUGUCACCAUCGUGGAUGAAGAGUAGGCUUCUGAAGGGAUGUGAACAAAAGUCAACAUAUUUACCUCAUUUAGGAGAGCACUGGACGUGCGUAGAAUUCCGUUGGUCUAUCCACUAA